Symbiodinium sp. CCMP2592 is the source of this 363-nucleotide messenger RNA. The record is from the annotation of a GenBank genome assembly. NCBI's taxonomy places the organism in Eukaryota, Dinophyceae, Suessiales, Symbiodiniaceae.
AUGGCUACAGCAAGAGACGGGAGCCCUGCACGGACGAGAUCUCGAUCGAGAACCAGGUCGCCGAACAGGCCGCUGGCUCCCAUCAGUGAGAUGGAAGCACAGGGCCUUUACGAGAAUGGUGUGCCGCCCUCGCUGGUGAGGCACAUCGGUCAUGCGAUGAGGGCGAUUGACCACUACAAACGGCAUGAUGCUGGCUGGACGACUGCGGUGCUGCGAGAGACACUGCAGGAUACAGUGGAUGCCUUCACCAGAAUGAUCGAGGUACUUGACGUGCGACUGGCAGAGACACCGGUCAACAGAACGCCGCCGGACGAUGAGAGGCGAGAACUCCUGCACUUGAGAACUCCUGCACUUGAUUUCUGA